Molecule: messenger RNA, 465 nt
Organism: Clunio marinus
Lineage: Eukaryota; Metazoa; Arthropoda; Insecta; Diptera; Chironomidae
Source: the annotation of a GenBank genome assembly
AUGGGAAAAGAAUCGUGCAACAGGUCGUUCUAUUGCAUUUUCCUGCUUUCGCAAAUUCAAACAUCAAAUCCAAAACCAACAAAAGCUCUCUUCAAUGAUGGGAUGAAUGCUUGGAUGAGAGAUGAAGGCGCUUUAAUGCACCAUGGGAACGAAGAGAUUGUGUGGGUGAUUAAAGUUAACAAGAGUUGGAUCCACGGUACUGUUCAUGUGAUUCUGAAGAAUGUUCUGAAAGAAGAGUGGAAAACACAAAACAAAACCACAUCAUCAUUCUUCUUGUCCACAAUUUCAUUCGAUUCAUUUGUUUUACGUUUACUGACCAUCGACCAAGAAUGUUUUCUUUUCUUGAAAUUUACAUACUGUGUGACGAGUAUUGAAUUUCAACUUAAAAGGAAUUGCAGAAGAAUAAUAAUCAAACAUAAAUCAUGUCGAUGUCUUCUCUCCCUAACCCUCACAUUAGCAUCUUGA